Molecule: messenger RNA, 3013 nt
Organism: Callorhinus ursinus (northern fur seal)
Lineage: Eukaryota; Metazoa; Chordata; Mammalia; Carnivora; Otariidae
Source: RefSeq, a predicted model, not a curated record
GAAAAGAAGAUAUGAAAAAAAAGAUGCAGAAGAAAAUCAAAAUGUAAUGGAAACGUUGAGAGGCAAAGUAAAAGAGAAGCUAAAAAAUGCUAAGAUUAAUCAAGGUGAAAAAUCCUCCCCUCAGCUACUCAUUGAUGAGAAGAUAUAUCAGUGGCCUAAGAUCGAAGUCUCCCUGGAUGAAGGUCUUUGGUUUUUCAUGCCAAGUGGUGAAGAAGGCUCAGCUGUGGGCUGGUGUUCAGAGCAGAGAUCGGUAAAUGAUAGUUACCCCAAACAUUUUUCACCUGGUGAUAAUUUACAAAAUUUUGCUGAAGGCCAAGAUGAAGAUUUUAUGGAGGAAAUCAUUUCCCCAGAUUUACUUGAAGUAAAAGCUGCUGAAUAUGAAGAUAAUCAAGAACAAAUAAAAAAACAACAGGCAAACAUUUUUGUGCCAAGUAAUUCUCCAGUGGUCAACCAGCGUAAACUGCCAAAAGAUAUGAUUCCACGCAUUUUAGAAGAUGAAGGAUUCUAUAUUCAGAGAAAGCCACAAAUACAUAAAAAGACCUGCAACAAAAUGGAAGAUCGCCUGCUUACCCUAGAAGAGGGAAAGUGUUGGUUUGAAGAAAGUGGAGAAAUUAUGUCAUUACCUUCACCCAUUAGACAGUCAUGGAAUUUCAGGCUAACCACAAGCAAGAGAUCUUUAAAUCCAGCGCUAAAGACCAUAUUCAGAAAGGCAGUGAAACCUGAUCUGGAAAACUCUAUUAGGAACAAAAUGGAAGGUCAAAGGGAAAUGUACCAAUUAGAUCUCAACAUUGUGGGUUUCCAAUUCAGCCAUCAUCCUCUCUUCAAUCAAGAACAAGUAUUAUGUGCUAGGCUGCUUCAACUUUGUGAGUGUUUCCAGGACAGGCAGCAACAGAAUUUACCUCAGCUGCUUUAUGAGAAGCUGAAAGCACUGACAGAUGCUACCAAAUUAGCAAACGAAAAUUUGGAAAUAAGCCAACUGACCAAAAAAUCUUUACAAGAUUAUUAUUGGCAGAUAAGUAAUACAAAACAGCGCUAUGAGUUAGAAAGGGGAAAAGACUCCUCUCUAUUACACAGUAUAUUACGGACUUGGAAACAAAUAAAAUCCCUUCGACAACGGCAGGGGUUUACAAGCACCCCAGUAAAGUUACAGUUUCAAAGGAUAAAAAUGAAUAAAUGUGAUGAACCAAACCAAGAAGAACUGUUAGAAAUGUCUGAAACUGAGAAGAAAACUGAAGGAAAAGCAUUGAAGAAUGGGGAAAAACAGGAGAGCUUCUCAUAUUCAGCUUCAGAACUUGAAGAAUCAGAUAUUAAAAGAAUAAGGCCAAUUACCUUGAUGCCACAACUCUCUUUCACUGCAGAAUUAACAAACUUAUCCAAGUGUUCACUGCACGAACAAAAGAGGAGAGCCAAAAUUCAGAAGCUUAAGUAUUUUAUUAAAAUAUUAUACAACAAUAAACAGGUUUCUUGCACUUCAGUAUCUCCUCUUCAGUUUGAUUUUAAAGUCAUGUUCCAGCAAAUUUUCAAUAUUCAGUUAAUAUACUGGCCUGAAACAAUUUGCUUGGAGAUUUAUGAGAUAAGUAAAAGGACAAGCUUAUUGGCAAAACUAUAUUUACCUUUACCUAACAACGCAGAGUUGAAAAGCAAAACUGUUUUGGAAUAUGUAGAGUUUAGCUCUGAUGAGCUCGUCAUACCUGCAUAUGGAGAAGUAGGAAGCAAUGUACCUUUUCUUCUUGAGGGAAAUGGAACUGAGGAACUUUGUCUUUUGACAUCAGGAAAACUGAGCUACUCUCUAUCGUGGGCUUUAGAUGAAAAUGGUAUUCCUCGCACACCCAUGUCACAGUCAUUAAGAUCUGCUUACUGCAGUGUGUUAAGGAAUGUAGAUGCAAGAGGGGUUCCUGGAAUUCCAUGGCUCAUUAAUGCACAGAAGCUUUUUGAGUGGGCAAAUGAAGUAAAAAUUGAUCCAAAUAAUCCAGAAUAUUCUGAUUUAAUGGAAUUUAUUAUGUACGUGACACAUAAAGGACAGGAUAUUCCAAAAUCUUUUCGUCUUGAACAGUUGCAGGAUGAAUUUAACUUUGUUUCUGAAGAAGACAUGAGAAAGAGUAAACGUUUCCAGCUAUUGCAACUUAGAAAUGCAGGUCAAUUAGACAUUUUCCUUCUGCAGCAAAUACCCCUUUAUGACAAAGAUAUUCCAGAUUUAGUCUUCCAGGAAUAUGAAAGUCAGAUAGAGAAGGAUAUCGCCAUUUCAGAUGUCAAUUCUAUUACUGCACAAAGGAUUAAUUCUGCCAAUUUUCUGAAAAAGAUAAGAAGGUUGAUAAUGAAAAGAAUUGUCAAAGUUAGCAAAUUUAACUUAUCAGAUGUUGUGGCUGAUUAUGAAGAAAUUGUAUCUGCAAGCCAGUUGACACAUGCAGUUUGUAAGCUUGUUGAACGACAAAGGAAGUUAAAGCCUCCGAGGAAAGAAAGGAAAAAGGUGGCAGCGCACACUGUCUGUGAUGGAGAUAUUAAGAUUCUUGUCAGAAUAUUGCGGGCUUAUAACAUUCCUACCAGGAACACAACAGGUAAUAGAGCCUUGGAUCUGCCUACCUAUUUGAAAUCAUCAAUAUCCCACCUCAGACAUAAAGAAACAAUCAAAUCAGUAGCUUCAGAAGAAAUCUUAAAUGAAGAUACUGUACAACCUUUUGUGGAAGUUUCUUUUCAACACACUGUAUACCAAACCAGUACAGCAAGUGGAUCUCAUCCAUGCUGGAAUGAAGAAAUUAAAGUAGAUUUUAUCUCACCAGGACAUGACUAUAGCUUCUCAAGCUUAUCUAAAAUAACAGAUAAUAUAUAUAUCAACAUUUUUGAUGAAAUGAUUAUUGAAAAACAUGAGGAUCCCUAUUUCAAGAGCUGCAGUAGUCAUUCACAUAUAAGAAAGAAUUGGCUCGGAUCCAUUGUCUUCCCUUUCUCUGCUCUUCUGCAACAAUCUGAGUGCAUAUUAAUGAGGGACCCAGAGUGUCAAGGGUGCCUGUGAAUAGAC